This is a messenger RNA of Trichosurus vulpecula (common brushtail), 7769 nucleotides long. RefSeq names its product kelch repeat and BTB domain containing 12 (gene KBTBD12). NCBI's taxonomy places the organism in Eukaryota, Metazoa, Chordata, Mammalia, Diprotodontia, Phalangeridae. Gene Ontology annotation, molecular function: protein binding. The record is from RefSeq and is a predicted model, not a curated record. Bases 200 to 2077 code for a protein of 625 amino acids. The transcript is spliced from 6 exons.
GACUGUCUGGGGAUGAGUGUGUCAGGCGGGGCUCCUGCAGCUGCCCCUGAGCCCCCUGCCCGGCGAGCGCCCACCCCGGGCCGCGCCCUGCUCCCCGGAAGGAACGCUUUGUGGCAUCUCUGCUGCCUUGUGAGCAAUUAAACAUGCAAAUAGCCCCUCGGAAAUCAAACUAAAUUCAAAGAAGACUCUCUUUAGAAGUAUGGCAUGUAUCAUGGAGAGCAAGAUUGUGGGAAAAGAAAAACAGCAACAUAGCUUGACGUUACUAAGCAAAAUUAAGAACAUGAAAGAAUUAGCAGAAAUGAUAGAUGUGGUGCUCAUAGCAGAAGGGGAGAAAUUUCCCUGCCACCGGCUAAUUCUGGCCGCCUUUAGCCCUUAUUUCAAAGCCAUGUUCACCUGCGGUUUGCUCGAAUGUGCUCAGAGGGAAGUCAUACUCUAUGAUAUCACAGCAGAGAGUGUAUCUAUCAUCUUAAACUAUAUGUACAAUGUGGAUUUGGACAUCAAUAAUUCUAAUGUACAGACUGUAGCUGUCGCUGCCUACUUUAUGCAAAUGGAUGAAGUCUUCACCAUGUGCCAAAAAUAUAUGAUGGACCACAUGGAUGCCUCCAAUUGCGUAGGAAUUUAUUAUUUUGCCAAACAUAUUGGGGCAGAAGAUCUGUCUGAUCAAGCCAAGAAAUAUUUAUAUCAGCACUUUGCUGAGGCAAGCUUACAUGAAGAAAUUCUAGAAAUCAAUGUGGACCAACUGAUGGGGCUUAUUAAAUCAGAUGAUCUUAAUAUUUCCCGAGAGGAGAGUAUUCUGGACUUGGUUUUGAGAUGGGUAAACCAUAACCGAGAAUCGCGCCUGGAGUCCCUUGUUGAACUUUUGAAACAAGUGAGACUGGGACUUGUGAAUCCUUCUUUUUUAAGAGAAGCAUUGAAAAGGAACACAGUGCUUCUAUGUAACUCAGAUUGCAUCGAUCUCAUCCAGGGUGCUUUAGAUGCCAUCAAGAAAUCCAAACAGCAUUCUCUAAAUCUCCGUUAUGGAAUGGAGACCACUAGUCUUCUACUGUGUAUUGGCAACAAUUCCACAGGGAUCAGAUCGAGGCACGGCAGCUAUGGAGAUGCUAGCUUUUGCUAUGCUCCCACAACACGGAAGACUUACUUCCUCUCUUCUCCGAAGUAUGGAGAAGGCUUAGGAACUGUGUGUACCGGGGUCGUUAUGGAAAACAAUGACAUCAUUGUGGCAGGGGAAGCCAGUGCCUCGAAAUUAUCUAGGCAAAAGAACAAGAAUGUAGAGAUCUAUCGGUACCACAACCGGGGAAACAAAUUUUGGGAAAAGUUAUGCGCCACUGAGUUUCGGGAGCUCUAUGCCCUAGGCAGUGUCUAUAGUGACCUUUACGUUAUAGGAGGACAAAUGAAAUUGAAAAACCAGUAUCUUGUUACAAACUGUGUCGACAAGUAUUCAGUGGAGCAUGACAAUUGGAAAAGGGUGGCCCCUCUUCCAUUACAACUGGCAUGUCAUGCUGUGGUAACAGUGAAUAAUAAACUUUAUGUGAUUGGAGGAUGGACCCCACAGAUGGAUCUCCCUGAUGACGAACCUGAUCGAUUAAGCAACCGACUGUUGCAGUAUGACCCUGGCCAAGAUCAAUGGCGGGAGCGGGCACCGAUGAAGUACUCUAAAUACCGAUUCAGUACUGCUGUAGUCAACAGUGAGAUUUAUGUGCUGGGUGGAAUCGGUUGCCUGGGUCGAGACAAAGGCCAAGUUCGUAAAUGCCUUGAUGCUGUGGAGAUCUACAACCCAGAUGGGGAUUUUUGGAGGGAGGGGCCCACAAUGCCAACUCCUCUCCUCUCCCUUCGAACCAAUUCUACCAAUGCAGGAACGGUGGAUGGAAAGCUGUAUGUCUGCGGGGGUUUUCACGGAGCAGAUCGGCAUGAGAUUAUCUCCAAGGAAAUCUUGGAGCUGAACCCAUGGGAAAAUCAGUGGAAUGUCGUAGCCAUCGAUGUCCUUAUGCAUGACAGCUAUGAUGUCUGCCUUGUGGCCAAGAUGAAUCCCAGGGAUCUCAUUCCCCCACCUUCAGAUUUAGUGGAAGAAAGAAGUUAAAGUUGAAAUACCAUUACCGUAGGGACGCCAGAUUGAACUGCAAAUGAAGGGUUUAGAACAGAGAAAGCCACACGAGUUCACCUUUGCUCAUUCAGUAGGUAUCAAGCACCUACUGUGUGUAAGGCACUGUGCUAGUAUAGUACUGUGCAUGGUUCAAGGAUUUGCCAGACACUAACCUUGCCCUCGCUGUGUUUAUAAUCUAGUAGGGGAGCUAAGACAUGUACACAAAUGAACAACUGCAAUGCAAGGUAGAAUAUGAUAAGUACCCCCCUUGAGAGGAACAAACUGAAUGUUUUGGCAUUCAUAUGGAUGGGGAGAGCCAUUAUAAAUGGAUUGGUCAGGAAAAGACAAAAUGGAGGCAGUAUCAGAACUUGAAAAAGGUGGUCAUCACAUCCCUGAACUAGAACAUUCAAACUGAACCUCGAAGAGUGAGUAAGACUCUGAUAUAUGGAAAUGGGUUAGAAUGGCAUUCCAGAUAGAGGAAAUGGCAUGAAGACAACUAUCAAAGGCCGAAAAGCCCAGUGUGUGUUUAGGAAAUACUGAAUAGGCCAAAUUGACUACAGCCCAGGGGAUUAGUUGUAUAUAAGACUGGAAAUAUAGAUUGGAGCUUGGUUAUAAAGGGUCGUAAAUGUGAUACUAAGUUUUUUGUAGAUGGUGAAAAGCCAAUGAGGGUGGGAACACUACCACAGGACAUUUUAGGAAGAUUCUGUUGUUUCCUUCCGUGUUUUCAGUGAUGAUCUUUUUUAUUGGUCUUUAUUGUGCAUAUACUAUCUGCAUCCUAUUUAGACUAUGUCUUCCUCUUGGCAACACUGACAAACAGCAUAGAGAAUACUGAAAUGGGGAGUCACAAUGUCUUAGAGCUAAAGAGCCCUCCAACCCUCCCCUGAGAGCUAUAUCAGGAUCAUGGGAUGAGGGCAAGGAGGUCUGGAACCCCUGAUCCAGUCCAGGGCACCCCUACUCUAGGUUAAAUUGGUACAUCCCAGAGACACCUCAAAAUGAACAUUUCCAUUUGUCCCCUUCCCCCCUAAAUCCUUCCCUCUUUCAAUCUUUCCCAUUUCUGUUACCUCCAUUCUCCUAGGUUCCCAACCUUGGUAUCAUUCUUGACUCUUCACUCUCCUUCACUCCGCAUAUCCAAUCAGUUGCCAACACUUGCCAUUUAUAUCUCUACAACGUCUCUCCAAUCCAAUCUCUUUUCUCUACUCACAUAGCCCUCAUCACCUCUCAUCUAGAUUGUCAAAAUGGCCUCCUAACAGGCCUCCACGAGUCUCUCCUCACUCCAGACCACCCCACACUUUGCUGCAAAAGGGAUUUUCCUUAAGCACACAUCUGAUUACAUGAUCCCCCUGCUCAGUACACUUCAGUGGUUCCCUGUUGUCUCUAGGAUAAAAUAUGAAUUCCUCUAUUUAGCUUUUAAAGUCCUUCAUAAUCUUGCCCCAACUUAUCUUUCUAAAGCUUCAUUAUGUAUUACUCCCUCUCCCAGGCUCUUUGAUCCAGCCAAGUCGGCCUUCUCUCUGUUCCUCACACAUGACACUCCCUGUCCUCGACUAUCCCCAUGCUUUUGCUCUGACCAUCCUCAGUGGCUGGCUUCUGUGUCUCUUAAAGGAAGUUGCCAGGGUUUGGAUAUGGAUCUGCUUGAAGAAAAGAGAAUCAGUGAAUUUAGGCAGCCCUUCUGCAGUGAAAAUAUAUGUGGCUGCAGCAGUUUUCUUGCUCAGAUAUUAUAGCACUGAGUCUCCACCCACUAUGGGCCCAACGGGUAUGUUCCAAUGGGAUUAUAUCUCCUGGGGUCGACUGCAGAUGCUGUUUUGAGAUUUGUGCUGACCCAGUCUGCAGAGGCUAAGUCAACAGGGACCUAGACCAGUUGAAAAUAUGUUCAGGAGAAUCUGCUUAUGGCAACACUGAUGGAGAUGAGGAGAACAGAUGGUAGGGCUGGUGACAAGGAAUUUUGUUCUCCAUAAUGCUGAGCGGUUUGAGUUCCCAGACAUGUCCUGCUGUGGCAUUUCCCAGGUAUGCCCUGAUGCUGUGCUUCUGAAUGAAGAGGUCAUGCCUCCUGGGAAAUGGCUCGCAUGCCUAGAUGAUCUGAAGAAAUUUCUCACCAUGGCACUUUGAGAUGGGUGUCAAUUUUCCCUUGUGACAUAAAUGGGCCAGUGCCUGGGUUGUGGGGUGGGCUAUCUGUGGAAAUCAGAGAAAUGAGGUCGCCUUUAUUCUCUUCUCUUCCUUUUGUACCUAUGGAAGAAAUCACUGUCCCCACCUAAAAUAUCCAUAAAUCCACCUAAAAUACCCAAAGCAUACCAAGGGCUGUUAUCACAUCUCCCUUAGAUGGAAAAGGCUUUGUUUUUCUAAUUGCUCUCUAUAGUCAUUUGGUGUUCAGAUAAUUUCCUCUACACUCCAUCCAGGACACCCAUGUUCUUUCCAAAGCAGGCACUUUAUGUAAUAUCACCAAUUAUAUACAACUUCAGAUGUUAUCAGUCAGUCAACAAGUAUUUAUUAAGCACUGCUGUGUACCAGAAGCUGUACUUGGUGCUGGAGGUGCAAAGACAAAAGAGAAACAGUCCUUGCCCUCAAGGGGUUUACAUUCAAUCUGGGAAGACAACAGUUACAUAUAUAGGUAUGUACAAAAUAGAUACAAGGGAAUGGGAGGGGUCAUUAGCAGCUAGGGGGCACUAGCCCAGCAUGUAAAUAACAAGGUAUAUGCAGCAUAUACGCGGACUAGAUCAGAGAAAGUCUUCUUGCACAAGGUGGGAUGUGAGCCGAGUCUGAAGGAAGCCAGAGAAACUAAGAGAGAGACUUAAGGAAAAAGAAUAUUUCAGGCAUGGGGGAUUUCCAGCACAAAGGCAGAGAGAAGGUUGACGAGGAUGUUAACCAGUAUAGCUGUAUCAAAAUUUGUGAAAGGGAGAGGGUGAAGGGGAGUCAAGUUUAAGAUGACUAGAGAGAUAAAAAGAGGCCAGAUGGUCCAGAGCUUUCAGUGCCAAACAGAACAUUUCAUAUUCUAUCCUAGAGAUAAUAGGGAGCCACUGGAACUUAUUGGGGGAGCAGGGAUGACAUAAUCAGACCUGCUUUAAGGAAAAUCAAUUGGGCAGGUCAGAUUGAUGUGGGGAGAGAAUUGAGUCAGCAAGACCCAAUUAAAAAGCUAUUUCAGGAGUCCCAAGGUUAUGAAAGCCUGCACAAGAGACUCUAAGAAGUACAUGAAAGAUGUUGUGAAGUUGGAAAUGAUAAGCUAUGACAACAGAUUUAAGAUAACUGGCUGAGGAGGGAGAAGAAGGGAUUUUUGUCCCCGUUUCUUACAUGAUACACUCAAGUGCCCAUCCCCUGGGAUUUCAGGGGACAUUUGUUCUCAUUACAAUAGGAGCAAUGGGAAGGAGUGGGUUUAGGGUGCCAUGUAAGUGCUGAUUGCAUGCAAUCUUUUAUCACCUAUAAAUGCAUAGAAGAAUUAUAUAAUAGCAGCUUUGAAAGGAAUUCUGAAAGCUUUUUAAAAAAAGCUUUUAAAGUUUAAAACUGCACUGAGACUUCUGGGACAGCUUAUAUAAUAAGAAUUAUUUAGAUUUCUCUAGCCCUUUAUAAAAUAUCACAAAACAGCCCUGUGAAGGAUUGGUUAGUUAAGUAUUACUGUCCUCAUUUUACAAAUAUAAAAAUGGAGCCUUUUCAAAAUGACUUCAUAUGGCUAAUUAGAGAUAAUGCCAGGACUGGAACCCAGGUCUUUUACCCACCCAUCCAUUUAGUGCUCUUCCCAUGACACUGCAUUGCCUUUCACUCUUUUAUCCAGUGCUGUACAGCAUCCCUGACUCUUGGUCCUUCUGGGUUUCGCUAUCUUCCUCUUUGACUGUAGAAGAUAAUUGUUCUUGUUAAUCAACCAUUGUGUUCAAUAGUUAUCACGUAGAGAAAGAAUGCUUUUUUUAGCAUGGUAAGGCAGCAAGACCUCCUUUCUUGCUGUAAUGCACACAGUAAUACUUAUUGGGUUGGUUGAAAUUAAUUCAUUCAACAAGUGUUUAUUUCUUGAAGGCCUACUGAGGGCAAAUCAUUGUAAAAAAAUCUCGAAGCAAAUGUUCAGUUACCAAACAGAGAAGGUGUCCUGCCAAGUACUCCCAGAAACCUGGAGACUUGAAACCUAACAGGCUGAUAUUUCAUUAAAAUAAUUGGUUGCCUGCCCUAUCAUUUUUAUUCUAUUAGGUCUAGAGUAGGAGCUCCUAAGCUUUCUUGUGUCAUGGACCCCUUUGGCAGUCUGGUGAAGCAAAUAGAUCCCCUUCUCACGAAAAUAUUUUUAAAUGCAUAAAAAUGUUAAAUGCAUAAAAUAUUUUUAAAUGUCUAAAAUAUAUGGGAUUACCAAGGAAACUAAUUGAAAUUAAUUGAAAUUGAAACUAAUUACAAAGGAAAGUAACUGAAAUCAAAUUAUCAAAAUAUUUUUUUAAAAUAUGUUUACAAGCCUGAGGUUAAGGACCUCUGAUGUAGAGACAAUGUGAUACAAUAGCCAGAGAAUUGGCCUUGAAGCUAGGAGGAUAUGGAUUCAAGUCCCAUCUUUAAGCCAUACUGGCUGUGUGGCCCUAGGGAAAUCACUUAACCUCUCAGUUGCUGUAGACUCAGAGAAGUUAGUAGAGGAAGUUCCUCUUCUUAUACCAGAGAAAUCUCGAGUCUAGUCUUUAUCCCAGUCUAGGGCUAGGAACAGUAAAUAUGAUCUGAGCCACCAACGAGGAAUUUUUUUUUAAUUGGAAAGAUGCCCCAAAUCAAUGAUAGUUUGACAAAUGUCACAUGUUAAGAAUAUUUGUUACUUCAUAAAUAUUCCCAAAUAUUGUCCCAAAGGAUGUCUUCAUUAAAGGUCAGACUGACCACCUAAUAGACUAGAGUCUUUAUUUCAUUCACUGCUUUCUCCUGUCUCCCCUUUUCUUUUCCCUGUGCAUCUUGAUAGCCAAUUUAGGACCAUUCAGGCUACUUACAUGUUGUCUGUGGUUUCCUUGGGUCCUCAAUUUAGCUUAUAAUUUCUUAUAACUGCUAGCACAGUGCCUUACAUGUAACAGGCAUUUAACAAACACAUAUUGGAUUGAGUUGAAUUAUGAAGAAUCGGAGGCACUUCUGUCCAUGCUGGACAGAGCUUGGGUUGUAAGCGUGGGCAGUUAAAUCCUGGCAUUCAGUGUAAGGACAAAAAAAAUGAAAUUUGGUCAUAUUGCCCUUCAGGGAAAUGUCUAAGUUAGAAAAUGUUUUUGUACAAAGGCAUGUUCAGACUUCCUGGCUAGAUAACCAACAGGAACCAGUGGGCAGGAGGCCACUGAUCUAAAGACCCAGCAAGGUGGGUGUGACCGUAGAGCUCAGUGGGAAACCACUUAUAGUUUUCUAUUCCUAUACAUUUGUUUAGUACCAUUUAGUGCACUCAGAAUCACUAAGUAGUUGGUGAUGUUUUAAAAAAAAAAAAAGGAAAGAAAACACCUUGAAAGAGCUUAGAGGAAUGAAAGGAUACUUGCCCUCUGGGAUCUUGGGAGGGUAUACAUAUGGGUCAGAAAUAGCAGCCAGGACUUGAAGUUCAGUGUUAGAUAUGAAGCUAUUUUUACUUUUUUUCAGGUAACCAUUUUUCUCUAGAGGGAAAAUUAAGGGUUCUGCUAAAUACUUGCUUGUUCCACCUUCUGGAAAAGUUUGCUUUUGGUCUAGGAGGGAGAGAGAGAAAGACAGAGAGACAGAGACAGAGAGAAGGAAGGAAGGAAGGAAGACA